AUGAUGGAAGGGCGCGGCGACAUCCGCGUAGUGGGGGACUACAUGCUGGGGCCCAAGAUCGGGGCGGGAUCGUUCGCGGUUGUGUGGCAGGCGAGGCACCGGUUGCUUGGGCUGGAGGUGGCGGUGAAGGAGAUCGACAAGAAGCAGCUGAGCAGAAAGCUCAGGGAGAGCCUCUUUAAGGAGAUCGACAUCCUCCGCAACGUCUCCCAUCCGAACAUCGUCCGUCUCCACGAGGCCAUCGAGGUCCUCUCCCGCCCUCCCUCCCUCCCUUCCCCAACCUUGUCUGUCCCCUCUCCAUCCUGCCUCGUAUCGCGGCGGGAAGGCCCCGGCUACGCCCUGAACGAACAAGAAAAUGGCGUUGGAUGACUGGUGGUCAUCAUGAAUUACUCCGCAUCCCUGAACCAUCUGACAGACUCUCAUCUCUAGUUUUUUUAGCCUCUGCGCUCUUGAAGGUGCAAGGAUAAUAAUUCAUGUUUUUUUCCUUUCCAUCUGAUUUCUCUCACGAAUAUGUGUGCAAUGUCUUCAACAGACUCAGGAGAAAAUAUACCUUGUUUUGGAGUACUGUACCGGAGGGGACCUCGCUGCCUUCAUUACCCGUCAUGGAAGAGUUUCCGAAGCUGUUGCGAGGCAUUUAAUGCAGCAACUGGGUAAAUGGUCUCCCCGCUUUUCAUUUGCAUCAUCUAUUUGGGCCCGACUGUUCUUCUACUGAUACUGAGGAACCGCAAGCUAGCAUCUGUGGACUAAGAAGCUUUUACCGCACACAAUCGAAAGCGCCACCAAUCCAAGUUUCUUAACACUUCUUCACUCCUUUUCACUCUUUUCCAGCGUCAGGCCUGCAAGUUCUUCGGGAAAACAAUCUUAUACAUAGAGAUCUGAAACCGCAGGUAAAGUGGUCAUUCGAGUAACGGAUUCUGCUUGCAUGGUAGUAAUACGUGGGAGCAAGCUUUCUGACAUUAGUAGUCGAAAAUUCUAUUCUGAUCCAUUUGUUCUUGCCAGAGCCUCGAAUUAACAGUCAUAUUUUUCGUUGGACAUCCACAAUUAGCCCGAAUUUUGGCAUAGAAACAUAAAUACGGAGAUUACAACAUAUGGACGGGUAGCGAAAAUGUUUAACUGGUGAUGGGUAAUAUAAUUGUCAUAGCAUGCUUAUAAUCGGUCGUAGAUUAUUUAGCUUUAUACAAUCAAGAGAAGUUUUGGUUUUCUUGUCUCUUGAUCAGAUAAUGUUCAACUCAAGUUGUAGGCGGUUUUUUUGUGUUUACUAAAUGUCAGUCAAAUUUGCAGAACCUUUUGUUGUCGAGCAAUGAUGAAAGUUCUGUUCUGAAGAUUGGUGAUUUUGGAUUUGCAAGGUCAGUUUCGAUACAUUUACAAGAUGGAUUCUGUAAUUUGCUCCGAUAAAGAUCCCUUUGUAGUUUCCUGUUUCAGAUUUUUUUAGUCAGAUUACCUCAUAACUGAGUGUGAAGGAUCCAAGAAAGCAUUACAUUGUUUUCUGGCGUAAAAUAUGUCUCCUGUAUUUUCUAAGUGUUUAUAAUAACAGUCAGGGAAGAUCUAUGUCGGAUAUCUCCACAUGCUACAAACUCGGUUAGAUUUGGGGAUUUGUGGGACCAUGAGCCAGAAAACGGGCACCUAUGAACAAUUUGAGUGAUUUAUAUGAAACAACUCAAUCACUCGAUGUACAUCUGGAUUUUCGAAUUAAAUGAAAUUUUGGGAGCAGAGUCAAAUGCAGUUUUAGAGCAACGUCAUGCUAAAUACUAUCAGCGAAUCAAACAGGAACUAGACAGAUGAAUAGCCUUUACUACCGCAACAUCAGCGUUAUGUACGCUAUGUACGUUAAAUACUUUUCCUAGUGUCAACCUUAGAUCCAGUAAUGAUUUGGAAGACUGUUCUUGACAUGAGGAGUCCUUACAUUUUCUGGUGGUCUGGCUUUCUGUUAACACACCAAUCCAGACGAAGAACAUAGAAGAACAGAGAUUGAUUAACCGCGAAUGGAAGAGGAAUCAAGAAGAAGAAGAUAUUAGACUUCAUGCCUAGAAACCCUAGAUGUCUUGGUAAUCAUUCGACCGGUUACCGCUCUCCACUCAGCCCUAAAGACUGGACCCCCCCCCUCUCUCGUCCCCUCUCUUUUCUUAGGUGCCAGCUGGAAUAUUUGUUAAACCUCUUACAAUUUAGGCUUUCUCCAUUAAGCCCCUCCUAACAUACUUAAUAUGUUGGGGGCCUAUCACUUUCUGGACAUCAACCCUUUAAAAGCGAACACAGCAUACAUGGUCGAGAUAACCCAUAACGAAAGAAUAUUCAUCAAAAUACCUGAAAGACAUUUGCUGCACUUUGGUAGAAAAAGAACUUGUUUUGCCUUUGGUUCAUUAAACUGAAGAGCAAACCACAAAGUGUUUUUCAAACUUUCAACAUCGUUAAGGUGAAUAUUGAAAAUAGAAAUUUUGAUAAAGAGAUCCUGGGUAUCUCUACGAAAGUGAAAUUCUGCUUGUUUAAUCAAUUCGUUUUAUGGAGAAGAAUAGCUCUUGUGUUGCUGCCAAAAUGAUGAUUGGAUCGAAUUUUACUUUUCUUCUCAGGCUGUUUCUCCUUUGAAGUGUACAUUGAGAAUAUAUAUUCCUUACAACCAUCGUUUGCCUCCAAGUUUCUUUCACCAUCCUUCUGGGAUGUAUGAUAAACUUAUAAUCUCUUUAAAACUUUUAGUUCGAUGUACAUUUUUUUAUAUUCUUUGUUGUGCUUACUUAUAUUUGUGUGAAAUAUAUUUGUACAUAAUCUCCCAUUUUCACAUCUAUCUGUUUUAACGAGGAACAUUUUCUAGGUAUUUGAUGCCCCAAGGCUUGGCUGAUACACUGUGCGGAUCCCCAUUAUACAUGGCCCCAGAGAUAAUACAGAACCAAAAAUAUGAUGCGAAGGUUCUUGACAAUGAUCUAUGUUGUCUAUUUUUUCCAUCUUCCAUUCUUUUCACGUUUUCUAUAUUCUUCAGUCUUUGGCUGCUUUAUGCAGGCUGAUUUAUGGAGUGUUGGAGCAAUUUUAUUCCAACUAGUGACAGGCAAGCCACCUUUUGAUGGAGAUACGCAAUUCCAGGCUAGUAUUCGAAUCAAACAUAAUUUAAUUUCUCAAGCUUCUUUUCUACCAAUUCAUUUUGUUUCUUAUUCUUCGUACUGACAUUUGAUAUUUUCUUACUGUAUGAUAUCUUUGCUUCAGUUGUUCCAGAAUAUAUUGAGAUCCAACGAGCUUCAGUUUCCCCCUGAUAUUCUGGGGGAACUGCAUUCUGAUUGCAUUGACUUGUGUAAAAGACUUCUACGCCAAAAUCCAGGUGACAACUUCUCCAGUUUGGCCAUGGUCCUGUCUUGUGGCUUUGCACAAAAAGAAUGAAGGACACCAUUUCUUAGAUUAGCAUUGUUCUUUGGUAUGUUAUUGUGUAGCAUCAGAAUUCAACAAUCAAAAUCAAGAUCUAUAAUUGUCCACUUAGUCAAAUAGACUUUUCUUAAGAUGUUGAAUAAUUGAUUGGGUUCAAGUUUGCAGAAUCCAUUCACAAUAUGACUAAAUAUAAAUUUCUCUUGGGAAAUAGGUGUUUCAGACUGACUUUCGACGAAUUGUCUUAUUAUUUUUUCACUAAUGGGAUGAUCAGCCCCUCUACCUACAAAAUAGUAUUUGCAUGACAACUUUUUUGGCAAAAACUUAUAGCAGAAGUGCUUUAUUUACGAAGUAAAUUGAGUAGAAUUUUUGUCUUGGUUUAUUUUAAUCUUAUUUGACUAUAGAGCUAGGUACAAAGAUGAUAUUGUAUAGAAUAAAUGACACCAAUUUUAUUAUAGUAUGGUCAAAUCUCAAACAUACUCCGCGCCAUUAGGUGGGACAAUAGUCUCUCAGGUACUUCCGCAUAGUUUCAUCUGAACUUAUACAAAUUUGUUUUCUCGGGGUACUAAUAAAACGCUAUACUUUUAAGUUAACUUUCUUUGAAUACCAAUGAAGUAUCUCAAUCCUUUCUCAAUAGCAAGCAUAGACAAACAAUGAUAAACGAAAUAAAAAUUUUACAAUUCAUCAUGUACAAAUGAUAAUCCAACGACAAACUUAGGCCCAAUCAAAACUCGGAUACCAUUAAAAUCUUGUAUGCUCAAGGAUACUUCUGUUGUUUACUAGGUUAAUGCAUGGAAGCUUGAGAAUCUCCUUUCCUUCAGGAUAUUUAUUGAUAGCGAUUGUCUAUUAGCCAUUCCAAAAUAGUUGUUGCAAAACUACGAGGAUAACUCUACAAGUCCGAGGUCAUCGCUUUAAACCUAUAACAUCUUCUGAUGUCAAUCCUCUUAUUUACAAGGGUCAAUCCUUCACGUUCUUUGUCAUCAGUAGAGCCAAUCUUUAUGUAAACUUUUUCUAAUUUCCGACAUUAUUUUUCGGACAAAGGUUAACCUAAGAGCUGACUUCUGUGUAAAUGGCUUCAUAUUUUUUGCAUAAUGAUUGACACAUUUCUGUUAUGGUUUAACCAUCAUUUUAUAAAAAUUACGUGCUCAUGAAAGCUUAUUUUCUACAAGUAAUGCUUUAUAAUUUUAGGGGAUCAAUGAUUUGGUAAGAACCUAGAUCCAGAAAAGAAUAGGAUUCUUCUUGAGUGGAACGGGAACAAGGAUUAGGGGAAGAAGGUGUGAACUGUGGAGAGCAAAUCGGUUCUACCACAAACAGGCAGAGAAUCUCCGGGAACUUCUAGAGACCAACUGACUUCUCUAACCUUCCCUAUACAACUGAGUCCCCUUAUUUAUAACCCUCAGCCCUCUCCUUCACGCAUGGAUGCUUCUUAACUUCCACAUGCUUGGAGAGUUAUCAUGGUUAUCCUAUUACCUUCACUUUUUGGUCAACUUUUGUCCAGAAAAGCUUUCAUCUUUUUACCUAAAUUAGUAUCAGAAUUCAAAUUUUUUAAUCUUCAAAACAACUUAUUAGUUUCAAAAAAAAUUGAUAUUUCCCUUCAGAUUAUUUGAUAUUUUGGGUUUAGAUUUAUGGAAAAUUUGCUUGUAAAUUUAUCUUAUGAUUCAAACUCUUAAUUGCUGUCGUGAAAGAUUUCAUUUUAAUAUCUUAUGUGAAAUGAAGUGUGCAUAUAAUGCAGUUGAGCGGCUGACAUUUGAGGAGUUUUUCAAUCACAAGUUCAUGGCCACUGAAAGGUUAGAAUCAAACCCAUGCCGCCAUCAUUUGUUUCAAUCGUAAGUUCAUGGAAUAUUUCACCCUAUGCACGAUUUCCAAAUUUGAGUGAAUUCUAUUGUGCUAUAUCGUUAUAAAUUAAAUAACUGUAGAAUUAUUUCCUUCUGUGCACAUGCCAAAAGUUUUUAUCAAAAAGAUGUUAAUUAUUCCAUGAUAAUAUCAUGGAAGGGCAUUUGCUAAACCGUGUCAUGUAUGACAAGCAGAACUGCUAAUGGAUUACAGCAUAAUUCUGGGAACGAAGAAUCGAGGAAACCAGUUGUUGGUGACCCUUUAUCUCUGGGAUGGGAUAAUAGCACAUUAUUCUCGGAGAAAAGCACAAGUAUUUUGAAAGGUUAGAUUCCAUAAUGGUUUUUUCCGGAUUUACGUUUUUAAUUUGCUGUUUUCUAGCAGCUUACUUUAUCUGCACUUAUGUCAGCUGGAGACUCAUUAGAGUCCAUUGAACGGGAAUACGUUAUUAUCAAUACCAAUUUUUCUUCAAUGGAUACCAUAUCCACAUUACUUGAAGCAUCUCUGCUGGAUAAUUCCACAACCAGAUGUUCUAUCUACAAAUUCAAUAAGAUUGGCAUGGGUACUUGUGCUCAACUUCAGAAUCGAGGCCUUGCCCUUGGCUCCCUUUGUGUUCUAGAAAGUGCAUUGGGUCAUUUUUAUAAUCCAGACAAUUCACCAUCAUCGGAAUUAAAUGCAAAACGACUACUUUUGUCUAGUUCUUCACGAAGGCUUCAAUUACUAUGCAAGUAUGCUCAUGCUCUUUCAGAGGUUUCCAGAGAAAAGGUACCAAUGUCUGUAUAAUAUCACUUCUGAAUGUGGUGGCUAAUAUUAAGCUCUGUGAUAUCAGCAAUAGAGGAAUGAGAAUUGUAUUUAAUAUGUUGCAUUGUAACUAGUUGGCAUUUUUUCAGUGCUUGAUUCCAUGUGAAAGGGCCGUUUAUUUGACAUCGUGAAGCCAUUUCCUUUAGCGUGUACGGUUCCACGUUGUAUCAAGAAAAGAUAUCCAAUGUGCAAAUGUGUAGGGGCCAGAAUCCUGAAAUAUCAAUGUGAGGCUAAAGUUCUCUUUUGUCUGUGGUUACCAAAAUGUAACAUGUGAAGGAUCGGAAGAGAAACUGUAGUUGAUUUGUUUUGGAUGAUGUCAACAAGUAAUGCAUCUUCCUGUUGUGUGUAGCUGUGCUUUCCUUCUGAUUUUGUCGAGUUUUUUUCCCUCUUAAAUUUUAAUGCCUUCACUUGGAUUGCCAUUUUAGUAUGUCUACAAAGGACCCUAGGAUUAAAAGAAUGACUUUUAGUCCGUUAUUUGAUAGACACAAUUUAAGCGACUCAUGAAAUAAACAAGCUCACUCAUGCAACACUAUGGCUUUAAGAUUGUUGUUCUAGUCGUGGCUGGCUGAUGCAGCCUAGUCAUGCAAAUGGGUCGGUUAUUCAUGGUUGGGAUGUGCGUGAGGGUUGACGGAGUUUGUCAUAUUAGGGGCUGAGGGUGCAAAUGUUAUGGAAUCAGGACGAUUUUCGCAGUAACUUGGCUAUAUCAGUUGCGACUCAUGCCUGUAUCACAUGAUGUAUAACCACGUACAACUUAAGCCGGUGUGAGUUGGGUCGGCCUAACUUGACCUGAUUGUUGCUGCUGUACAUGAGUCGUCUGCUGCUUUCAUUGCCUUCUUCCGGGGCCUUACCCCUGUUGUAGAAGAAAAUCAUUUCCCCCUGCUGCUCAGAAACAUUGCCGUCCUUACCUCUCCCUGCCCACCACGCUGUGCUUGCUUCCUCCCUUUUUUUUCCCUCAGUUGCCUCCACUGGUUCGGAUGGAAAGGGGUCAUUGGGAAGUUUGCAGGUAUACAUGAUGAAAUUUUUAUCAAUGUCUGUUUUGGACUGUCCUCAUUUUGAUGAGAAGAUUAUGGAUGUCUCAUUUUAUUUUUAUAUAGGCAAUCAUGAAUGUUUUAUUGUUUUUUAGAGUAUCCCUAGCUCAUGCGAUUUGUGUGAGCCUGGUCAAUAUCCUUCAAUAUUAGUUUAGGGUUGAUUCCGUCUUGAGCCAAUAUAAGUUCGGUAAACAUAGCUUCAUCCGGCAUUUCCUUUCAGACUUCAGUUGUUUGAACCGUAAUGUGUAAGGCAACUACAUGAACUAGACACUGCAGCUCACCGUGGGAUUCUUUCUCAACUUUGAAUAUGAAUUAAUGCUCAGUGAAGAUCGGAUGAGGUGAUUCGUACUGCUUGAGAUGUGGAACGCUGUUACGCAUAAUUAGUCAGCCUUUAUGAACUGUUGCUGAUCACACUUAUAUUGGAUCUCAUAUCUUGAUUAAGCAUUACAUCUCUUGCAGCUUAAUGAAGGACAACAUGCGGAGUCAUUUUCAGUUGAACUUGUAGUUUUAGCUUUGUGGAAAGACGCUCUUCGACUCUGUAGUGAUUGGUUGUCAUCAGCAAUCGAAGAUUCUUUUCGUUGCUGCUCAAUCAAUGACCAGCAAUCAAGUCAGAAUGAGAAAACUAUGUCCUUGGGUGAAUGUGUCGGCUUCAGGACACCAAGAAGUGUUUAUGCCUGGGCAGAGCAAGGUUUUCUCGCCGCCUUUGAUCGGGCUGAAAUGAUAUCCAAUGAACUUCGACAUAUGGACGGUUAGAUUCAGAGAAAUUUGUUUCGUUUACUUAUUUCCCUCUAUAUGAACUCUAAAACAUCAAAAAUCCACCACCUGUGCCAGGUAAUUCAGAGAUGCCUGAUGCUUUGGAAAUCAUAUUCCAGUCAGCCCUCUCUGCAGGGAAAAAUGGUGCAGUAAGUAAAUACAUUGCUUUAUUCAUCACUUACUGCUUCUUGCUGGGUGAAGGAUGGAUUCAAAAAGAAAAUUCUCAUUCCAAUGUGCAUUUUUCUUUCCUGAAAUCUGCUCAGAUGACUCGCCCAUUGCUUUGAUGCAAAUGGACGUCAGAAAUAUGCAUACAUGUUGAGCAUCCCGGUAUGAACGUAGUGAUGUUCCAUAGUGCUUUGUCUUCAUUCAUUCGUCAUUUUUUUUCUUUUCUUUAGAUAUAUUAGCCCCUAGGACGUAAGAGCUACAAGUCUUUUAAAAGAUGUAAGCAUAAUCAGGGACCCAUUGAGAGGUUUUGCAUGGGUACAGCCACACGCUCAAAGCAUGCCCAGCAGACUCUUUGCCUCUCUAGAUUCGGCAUUCAUGACGAGCGAGCCGUGAGAUGUUGGAGUAACUCUGCGCGAUUGCUUCAUCUUUUUUCCGAAUGCCCUGAACUUCUUGAUGAGCGGGCCUCCUCUUCCUGUUUACAUUUUCUUUUUCUUUUUCUUUUUUUUUCCAUCCGACUGAUCUCACGGCUCCACUCUUAUGGUUUCGUUGUUUCAGGUGGAUGAAUUCAUGGGAAAUGGAGACAGUGCGGUGGUCGCGUAUUCAAGGGCCACGAUUCUGCUUUCAUUUAUUCUGACAGAAGCUCAAACACUACAGUUGAACCCUCCAUUCUCUCUAUCAGCAUCUGAUCAGCAGAGGAUAUUCACGUACAUCAGCACCCUGGAAUCCCACCUAAACCGCUCCCGAGGGCUCCAUCUACCAGCCGAGGAAACUGAUCACGCGUAG
Messenger RNA from Spirodela intermedia, 8699 nucleotides. The record is from the annotation of a GenBank genome assembly. NCBI's taxonomy places the organism in Eukaryota, Viridiplantae, Streptophyta, Magnoliopsida, Alismatales, Araceae.